Carya illinoinensis is the source of this 856-nucleotide messenger RNA. RefSeq lists its product as uncharacterized. Lineage: Eukaryota; Viridiplantae; Streptophyta; Magnoliopsida; Fagales; Juglandaceae. Bases 181 to 561 code for a protein of 126 amino acids. The transcript has 2 exons. The record is from RefSeq and is a predicted model, not a curated record.
UUUGCAGUCUCCUCAGUUCCAGGUCUGACCACUCUCUCUCUCUCUCUGUCUGUGCUUCAACAUUGGUGGAUUUGGUCUUCAAAAACUGAACUACGUAACAGAUUAAUCUCCUGUAUUUUUCGCCCUAUUGGAUCCUAAGAAGAUUAGAGGAAGAGGAGGAGCUUGACCUCUGAAUCGGUGAUGGUGGAAGUGUGGUGGUCCCUAUUGGGGGCUGCUAUCCCAGCAGUUAUUGCUGGGCACGCUUUUAGAAUGAAGAAAAGGCAUGCUGAAGAGCAGAGGUUAAAGAGUGCGAGGGGUAGGGAAAAGAGCCCUGAUGACAUAUUUGUCUGUGAAAGGGUGUGUACAUCAAAGAGAAUGUUAAAAAAGGUCGGUGCCUUCUCAAAGGACCCAAUUCCUGAUACUUGUGUUACUGUCUGUGGUGUGUCUGAGCUUGAUGCAUGUGCUGAUGCCUGUGCUCGCACUGUUUGUGUAAACCAACAUCAAGUGCCAAACUGGAAUGACGUCUGCUUAAGGAGAUGCCAGAGUGAAUGUCUCAAACUCUCUGAUUCCGGUUAUUUUUAAUGCAUUUCCCCCUCAGAUGGUAAAGUUUGUAGAUGAAGCAGUGUUAUCAUGGGGAUUGUUGAUCACACUUUCUGACUUUUUGUAUUUUGACACAAAGUGAUUUAAUUUGUGAUCAAUUUCAAGUUCCAUGAACUAAAAUAGUAUUUUCUUGAGGCUUUCUGUGGGGGAACCUGGUAAUUGUUGCUUCUUUGCAUUGCCAAUACACUCGCUAUUUUUGUUUGGAUCAGCAUGUCUUGAAUCCAUCAAAUGCAAGGUGCUAUCACAUGGUGUCUUGGAUCAGAACCAUUUAGGUGCA